Messenger RNA from Lathyrus sativus (Indian pea), 552 nucleotides. The record is from the annotation of a GenBank genome assembly. NCBI's taxonomy places the organism in Eukaryota, Viridiplantae, Streptophyta, Magnoliopsida, Fabales, Fabaceae.
AUGGGAAAUUGUCAAGCAAUUGAUGCUGCAACGCUAGUGAUACAACACCCAAGUGGAAAAAUAGAGAGGUUUUAUUCAUCUAUGAGUGCGAGUCAAGUUAUGAAAAUGAAUCCUGGUCAUUGUGUAGCGCUUCUUAUUUCUACCACAAUGUAUCCAAACAAGGACAUUCAAAAUUGUCCCGAAAACAAUAACGGUGCCAAAAUCAACAUGGACCCGGUUCGAUUAACUCGGAUUAAGCUUCUUAAACCGAACGAAACUCUGCUUCUUGGCCGCGUUUAUAGACUCAUCACAACUCAAGAGGUUAUGAAGGGUAUAAGAGAAAAGAAACAAGCAAAGAUGAGACAGAACAUGUCAGAAUCAGGUCAUAUGCCAGAUUUGGUGAAGGAGAAAAAACCAAUCAAGUUUGACACAAAAGACAACAAGGAAACGAAACACGAAAGAGCGCGAGGAAGGACAAGUUCAUCAAGUAAUAAUGCUGCGAGUGUUACAGUCACAGCUAAGACAAGAUUCUGGCAACCCACUUUACAAAGCAUCUCAGAGAUGGCCAGCUGA